Molecule: messenger RNA, 10598 nt
Organism: Lynx canadensis (Canada lynx)
Lineage: Eukaryota; Metazoa; Chordata; Mammalia; Carnivora; Felidae
Gene: PRRC2C
Product: proline rich coiled-coil 2C
Exons: 35
Coding region: 288-8870 (2860 amino acids)
Biological process (GO): cell differentiation
Source: RefSeq, a predicted model, not a curated record
GUAGUACGUAGGGGCUGGCUAGCCGCCAUCUUGCUUCUUUUUCUCGCUCGCUCUCUCCCUCUCGGGAAGCAGCGAAAGUGCUUUGGCGGUUUGUCCAUCCGCAGCUUCGGCUUCCCCGGUCGGGUGGUCCUUCCAUCCCCCCCCACCCCUCGCCUCCCCUUCCCCUUCCCUCGGUCAGAGGGCGGCAGAGACUCUCGAAGUGCGCAGACACACUCCGCUUGACACUCGCCCUGGCCGGUUUGAAGGGGUGUGGCAGGAGGUUUUGGACUCGAUGAGUUUCCACCGAAAUGUCGGAGAAGUCAGGCCAGAGCACAAAAGCAAAGGAUGGGAAAAAGUAUGCAACACUCAGUUUAUUUAAUACUUACAAGGGUAAAUCUUUAGAAACUCAGAAAACCACAGUUGCAGCUCGACAUGGAUUACAGAGUCUCGGAAAAGUUGGUAUUUCACGGCGUAUGCCUCCACCUGCUAACCUCCCAAGUCUCAAAGCAGAAAACAAAGGCAAUGACCCUAAUGUGAACAUUGUACCUAAAGAUGGCACAGGAUGGGCAUCAAAACAAGAACAGCAUGAAGAAGAAAAAACACCAGAAGUUCCACCAGCACAGCCAAAACCUGGGGUUGCAGCUCCCCCAGAAGUAGCACCUGCUCCCAAAUCUUGGGCCAGUAACAAGCAAGGUGGGCAAGGAGAUGGAAUCCAGGUGAAUAGUCAUUUUCAGCAAGAAUUUCCCAGCCUACAGGCAGCUGGAGAUCAGGAAAAAAAAGAAAAAGAAACGAAUGAUGACAACUAUGGACCUGGACCCAGUUUACGUCCACCAAAUGUUGCUUGUUGGAGAGAUGGUGGGAAGUCUGCUGGCUCACCUUUAACAUCUGACCAAGAUGAAAAGCCCUCUGGGCAGGAUGAAAGCACAGCUGGAACAUCAGAACAAAGUGACAUCCUCAAAGUGGUGGAAAAGAGGAUAGCUUGUGGCCCUCCACAGGCUAAACUGAACGGGCAGCAGCCUGCUCUGGCUUCCCAGUACAGGGCUAUGAUGCCUCCUUACAUGUUUCAGCAGUAUCCGAGGAUGGCUUAUCCUCCUCUUCAUGGUCCUCUGAGGUUUCCGCCUUCUUUAUCUGAAACGAACAAAGGCCUUCGAGGAAGGGGCCCGCCUCCUUCAUGGGCCUCUGAGCCUGAACGCCCCUCCAUCCUUAGCGCAUCAGAACUAAAGGAGCUUGAUAAAUUUGAUAACCUCGAUGCUGAAGCUGAUGAAGGUUGGGCAGGUGCUCAGAUGGAAGUAGAUUAUACAGAACAGCUGAAUUUCAGCGAUGACGAUGAGCAAGGAAGUAGUAGCCCUAAAGAAAAUAGCAGUGAGGAUCAAGGUUCAAAAGCCUCUGAAAACACUGAAAACCGAAAAGAAGCAGAUGAAGCUUGCAACACUAAAUCGUCUUCUCAGAUACCUGCCCAGCCAUCAGUAUCAAAAGGUCCCUACGGGAAGGGACCCUCAUUUAAUCAGGAACGUGGACCGUCUUCACACCUGCCGCCACCUCCAAAAUUGCUUGCACAACAGCAUCCUCCUCCAGACCGACAGGCAGUACCUGGAAGACCAGGCCCUUUCCCCCCCAAGCAGCAAGUACCGGAUGAAGAUGAAAUAUGGAAGCAAAGAAGAAGACAGCAGUCAGAACUUUCUGCCGCAGUGGAACGUGCUCGGAAACGGCGCGAAGAGGAAGAGCGAAGAAUGGAAGAGCAAAGGAAGGCAGCGUGUGCAGAGAAACUGAAACGGUUGGAUGAAAAGCUUGGCAUAGUGGACAAACAGCCAUCUCCAGAGGAGAUUAGAGAAAGGGAGCGAGAAAAAGAAAGAGAGCGCGAGAAAGAACUUGAGAAAGAACAGGAACGGGAGCGAGAGAAGGAGAGGGAAAAAGAAAGGGAGAGGCAACAGGAGAAGGAGAAAGAACUGGAGAGAGAGCAGGAAAAACAGAGAGAAAUGGAAAAGGAAAGAAAGCAAGAAAAAGAGAAAGAACUGGAACGGCAGCAGGAAAAGGAAAAAGAACUGCAAAAGAUCAAGGAACAGGAAAAAGAAUGUGAGUCGGAGAAGAAAGAAAGGGAGAAAGUGGAGGAGAAAAUCGAACACAAAGAACCUACUUUAGAGCCUGUGGUAGAGAAACCAGAAAGUGAAAACACCUGUAGUAAAGAGGAUGACCCAGUUUUCAUUAGACAAGACAGCAAUCGCAGUGAAAAAGAGACCACGCAAGUGGCACAUGAAACAGAGCCAGAAUCAGGGUCUCAGCCUCGGCCUGCUGUAUUAUCUGGUUAUUUUAAACAGUUUCAGAAGUCUUUACCGCCUCGAUUCCAGCGACAGCAGGAACAGAUGAAACAGCAGCAGUGGCAGCAGCAGCAGCAGCAGCAAGGUGUCCUUCCACAGGCAGUCCCUUCACAGCCAUCUAGCGGUGCGGUCCCUCCCCCACCACACAGACCUCUUUACCAGCCCAUGCAGCCUCACCCUCAGCAUUUGGCUUCUAUGGGUUUUGACCCAAGGUGGCUCAUGAUGCAGUCAUACAUGGAUCCUCGAAUGAUAUCAGGUAGACCUGCUAUGGAUAUUCCGCCCAUUCAUCCUGGAAUGAUUCCUCCCAAGCCAUUAAUGAGAAGAGAGCAAAUGGAAGGAUCACCAAACAGUUCUGAGUCAUUUGAGCAUAUAGCACGAUCUGCAAGAGAUCAUGCAGUCUCCCUCUCUGAACCUCGUGUGAUGUGGGGGUCGGAUCCCUAUCCUCAUACGGAGCCUCAACAGGCCACUGCUCCCAAGGCAACAGAAGAACCUGAGGAUGCAAGGCCUGAAGCCUCACUGGAUCCGGAACCGAUUACUGCUGCUUAUCCUGUAGAACACAGUCAAUUAGAGGCUCAUCCAAAAGCAGACUUUGUCAGAGAAUCAAAUGAGACAGAAGUACAAAAGUUUUUAAGCAGAUCUGUGGAAGACAUUAGACCUCGCCAUACUGACACAAAUAAUCAGUCUGCUUGUUUUGAUGUUCCUGAUCAAAAACCUGUAUCCACUCCUCCAGAAGAGCGGAUUUCGGCUGGAGUGGAAAGUCAGCCUGCCCGGAAAAGAAGUGUUUCCCAUGGCUCUAACCAUACUCAAAAGUCAGAGGAGCAAAGAAGUGAGCCAUCCGUAAGCAUUCCUAAAGUAACCAGCAGAUGCACUGAUUCAAAGGAACCAACAGAGAGGACUGAGGAAAAACCAAAGAAGGAUGGCUUUAUACGAUCUUCUGAAGGACCAAAACCUGAAAAACUAUAUAAAUCCAAAUCGGAAACUCGUUGGGGCCCAAGGCCAAGCUCCAACAGAAGAGAAGAGGGUAGUGAUAGGCCUGUGAGAAGAUCGGGUCCCAUUAAAAAACCAAUACUUAGAGAUAUGAAAGAGGAACGAGAGCAACGGAAGGAGAAAGAAGGGGAAAAGGGAGAAAAGGUCCCUGAGAAACUUGUAAAACCCGAGAAGACGGAAAAGAAAGAUCCUGUCCCUCCAGUCCCACCACCUGCUGCGCCAACUCAGCCACAGUCAGCUCUACCACCACCUCAACCAGAACCAGAGAAAUUCCGUUCAACAGAAACUUCAACUUUGGUUCAAAAGCCACCUCAAGAUGCUGAGAAGCCCUCAGAACCUGUAAGUAGUGUUGAGGUAGAGCCUGUGGCUAAAACUGUAAACCCACAGAUUGUCACAGCACCAACAGUCAAAGAAGAAAAACAACCUGAGAAAGUUGGUAGCAAAGACCUUGUAGAGAGGCCUCGACCAGAUUCAAGACCAGCAGUUAAAAAAGAAUCCACUUUACCCCCUAGGACCUAUUGGAAAGAAGCGAGAGAUAGAGAUUGGUUUCCAGAUCAAGGGUACAGAGGUCGAGGCCGAGGCGAAUACUAUUCCAGGGGCCGGAGCUAUAGAGGUUCUUACGGAGGGCGUGGCCGUGGUGGGAGAGGGCACACUCGAGAUUAUCCUCAGUAUAGAGACAGUAAGCCACGGACAGAGCAUGUGCCCUCAGGACCUCUCAGACAGCGAGAAGAAAGUGAAACACGAAGUGAGAGCUCCGAUUUUGAAGUCGUUCCCAAAAGGAGACGACAGCGAGGUUCAGAGACUGACACAGACAGUGAAAUUCAUGAAAGUGCAAGUGACAAGGAUAGUUUAAGCAAAGGUAAACUUCCCAAAAGAGAGGAGCGUUCUGAAAACAAAAAGCCCAUGAAGCCUCAGUCUUCUUUCAAGCCUGAAAAUCACAUCCGAAUAGAUAAUAGACCUCUAGAAAAACCUUAUGUGAGGGAUGAUGAUAAAUCUAAACCAGGCUUCCUUCCUAAGGGAGAGCCUACACGGCGAGGCAGAGGGGGAACAUUCCGACGCGGUGGAAGGGAUCCUGCAGGUCGGCCAUCACGCCCUUCCACCAUCCGAAGACCUGCUUAUCGGGACAAUCAGUGGAACCCAAGGCAGGUAGAAGCUCCUAAGCCAGACGAUGAAGAGCCACCAAGAAGGCAUGAGCAGUUUCUGCCUAUACCAGCAGAUAAACGACCUCCAAAAUUUGAGCGAAAAUUUGACCCAGCUAGAGAGAGGCCCCGAAGACAACGUCCUACCCGGCCACCGAGACAAGACAAGCCACCUAGAUUCAGACGUCUCAGAGAGAGGGAGGCUGCUUCAAAAACCAAUGAGGUGGCAGUGCCCACAAAUGGCCCAAUUAAUAAUGUCAUUCAAGAACCAGUUAAUCCUGCUGGGGAGAUUUCUGGAAACAAGACACCAGACUUAUCUAAUCAGAACUCUUCAGAUCAGGCAAAUGAGGAAUGGGAAACAGCUUCUGAAAGCAGUGAUUUCAAUGAGAGGCGUGAAAGAGAUGAAAAAAAAAAUGCUGAUUUGAAUGCACAAGCAGUUGUAAAGACCGGAGAGAAUGCUUUACCUCCAAAAAGGGAAAUAGCAAAGAGAAGUUUUUCUAGCCAGAGACCUGGCAUAGAUCGCCAGAAUCGGCGCGGCAACAGCGGUCCACCCAAAUCUGGAAGGAAUUUCUCAGGUCCUAGAAAUGAAAGGAGAAGUGGGCCGCCAUCAAAAAGUGGGAAGCGAGGGCCAUUUGAUGACCAGUCUGCGGGCACAACUAUUGUUGAUCCCGUCAAUGGCAGCUCUGCACACCACCAGGAAGGAGCACCAAAUGGUACAGGACAGAAGAACUCCAAAGAUUCGACAGGGAAAAAAAGAGAAGACCCCAAAUCAGGCCCCAAAAAACCCAAAGAGAAAGCAGAUGCACUGUCACAGUUUGAUCUCAACAAUUAUGCAAGUGUUGUUAUAAUUGACGACCAUCCUGAAGUAACAGUAGUUGAAGACCCCCAGUCAAAUUUGAAUGAUGAUGGUUUUACGGAAGUGGUUUCCAAAAAACAACAAAAACGUUUACAGGAUGAGGAACGUCGAAAGAAGGAAGAACAAAUCAUACAGGUCUGGAACAAAAAGAAUGCAAAUGAGAAGGGAAGAAGUCAGACUUCUAAGCUUCCUCCAAGAUUUGCCAAAAAACAAGCUACAGGACCCCAGCAGGCCCAGUCUCCAGCUACAGCUCCUGCUCCAGCCUCAGGCCCAGGCCCAGGCCCGGCCCCAGCCCCAGCCCCAGCCCCAGCCCCAGCCCCAGCCCCAGGCCUAACUGCAGCCUCGUCUCCACUCCCAGCCGCGGCCUCCAUUCCUGUCCCACCCUCCACCUCAGCUGCAGCUACCGUCUCUUCUGCAGCCCCAGCCUCUGUCCCCAUCCUCACCUCAGCCCCAGCCUCAGCCGCAGCCUCUGUGCCCAUCCUCGCCUCAGCCUCCAUUCCCAUACUUGCUUCUGCCCUAGCCCCGGCUUCAACCUCAACCCCAGCCGCCUCAGCCCCAGCCGGCCCAACCCCGAUUCCAACCCCGACCCCGGCCCCAGCCCCAGCCCCCACCCUAGUCCCCGCCCCACCUUCAGCUCCAGCCCUUGUCCCCAUCUCUGCUCCAGCCCCCACUGCACCAGCCCAGACUCAGGGCCAGACUCAUAAACCAGUCCAGAGUCCACUUCAAACUACGACACAGUCUUCAAAACAGCCACCACCUUCAAUCAGACUACCUUCAGCUCAGACACCUAAUGGCACAGAUUACGUAGCCACAGGAAAAUCCAUCCAGACCUCACAGUCACAUGGCACACUUACAACCGAAUUAUGGGAUAACAAGGUGGCCCCACCAGCUGUGCUGAAUGACAUCUCAAAGAAAUUAGGUCCCAUUAGUCCACCACAGCCACCUUCAGUCAGUGCGUGGAAUAAGCCCCUAACAUCGUUUGGAUCAGCUACUUCAUCAGAGGGAACGAAGAAUGGUCAAGAAAGUGGAGUUGAAAUUGGCAUUGACACAAUUCAGUUUGGUGCUCCAGCUUCAAAUGGGAAUGAAAAUGAAAUUGUGCCUGUGCUUUCGGAUAAAAACACUGACAAGAUACCUGAACCGAAAGAACAACGGCAGAAGCAGCCUCGGGCAGGCCCUAUCAAAGCCCAGAAGCUUCCAGAUUUGAGUCCAGUAGAAAACAAAGAACACAAACCAGGUCCUAUUGGAAAAGAGCGAUCGUUAAAAAAUAGAAAGGUGAAAGAUGCCCAACAGGUGGAGCCAGAAGGACAAGAGAAACCAAGCGCUGCUACAGUCAGAAAUACAGAUCCUGUAACAACAAAGGAAACCAAAGCAGUUUCUGAAAUGUCUACUGAAAUAGGAACAAUGAUUUCGGUCUCAUCCACGGAAUAUGGCACUAAUGUGAAGGAGUCUGUGACAGACUAUACGACACCUUCUUCUUCUCUGCCUAGCACUGUGGCUACUAAUAGUGCAAAGAUGGAGGACACUUUGGUUAACGAUGUGCCCCUGCCCAACACCCUCCCCCUCCCUAAGAGGGAGACUAUCCAACAGAGCUCCAGCCUCACUUCAGCUCCUCCCACUACUUUCAGCCUCACCUUCAAGAUGGAGUCAGCACGUAAGGCAUGGGAGAAUUCUCCAAAUGUACGGGAAAAGGGGUCUCCAGUAACUUCCACAGCACCUCCAAUUGCAAGUGGAGUCAGCAGUAGUGCCAGUGGGCCCAGCCCUGCUAAUUACAAUUCAUUCUCAAGUGCAUCAAUGCCUCAGAUUCCUGUUGCUUCAGUCACUCCCACAACAUCACUAUCAGGAGCUGGUACAUACACUACCUCUUCUUUGAGUACAAAAUCUACAACCACAUCAGACCCUCCUAAUAUCUGUAAAGUGAAACCCCAGCAGUUACAGACAAGCAGCCUACCUUCUGCAAGUCAUUUUUCACAGUUAAGCUGUAUGCCUUCCCUUAUUGCCCAGCAACAACAGAGUCCACAAGUCUAUGUGUCUCAGUCUGCAGCAGCUCAAAUCCCUGCAUUCUAUAUGGACACGAGUCAUUUAUUCAACACCCAACAUGCACGCUUGGCCCCGCCAUCCUUGGCUCAGCAACAAGGCUUCCAGCCAGGUCUUUCUCAGCCAGCCUCAGUUCAGCAGAUUCCGAUCCCUAUUUACGCGCCACUGCAAGGGCAGCAUCAGGCCCAGCUGGGUCUCGGUGCUGGACCUGCCGUUUCCCAGACUCAGGAGCUGUUCACUUCCUCACUUCAGCCGUACAGGUCUCAGCCAGCCUUUAUGCAAAGCAGUCUGUCACAACCAUCUGUGGUCCUUUCUGGUACUGCCAUCCAUAACUUUCCAGCUGUGCAACACCAGGAACUUGCAAAGGCACAAUCAGGUCUUGCCUUUCAACAAACCUCAAAUACGCAACCUAUUCCUAUCUUGUAUGAACAUCAGCUGGGUCAGGCAUCAGGACUAGGAGGUUCCCAGCUGAUUGAUACACAUCUUCUCCAGGCUAGAGCAAAUCUUACCCAGGCUUCAAAUCUUUAUUCUGGACAAGUACAACCGCCUGGUCAGACAAAUUUUUAUAACACUGCCCAGUCACCAAGUGCUCUCCAGCAGGUAAACUAUGGCAUGGUUACGGUACCUUUACCAGCAUCUCAGCUUUCGUUGCCUAAUUUUGGAUCUACGGGGCAGCCUUUAAUUGCUCUGCCUCAGACUCUUCAGCCCCCAUUACAGCAUACCACCCCGCAAGCCCAGGCCCAGAGCCUGAGUCGUCCUGCACAAGUAAGCCAGCCUUUUAGAGGACUAAUCCCUGCUGGAACACAGCAUAGCAUGAUCGCAACCACGGGAAAAAUGUCUGAAAUGGAACUGAAAGCCUUUGGAAGUGGCAUUGAUAUAAAACCAGGCACACCUCCGAUCAGCGGUAGAAGUACCACACCAACAUCUAGUCCCUUCCGGGCUACUUCCACAAGUCCGAACAGCCAGUCCGGCAAAAUGAACAGCAUUGUCUAUCAGAAGCAGUUCCAGUCAGCCCCUGCCACUGUGAGAAUGACACAACCAUUUCCUACACAGUUUGCACCCCAGAUUCUCUCUCAGCCUAACCUGGUCCCUCCAUUGGUAAGAGCCCCACAUACUAACACCUUCCCAGCGCCUGUUCAGAGGCCACCAAUGGCACUGGCCAGUCAGAUGCCUCCUCCGCUGACCACAGGCCUCAUGAGCCAUGCUCGUUUGCCACAUGUAGCCAGGGGUCCUUGUGGAUCACUAUCUGGAGUCAGAGGUAAUCAGGCCCAGGCUGCGUUGAAGGCUGAACAAGACAUGAAGGCAAAGCAGAGAGCAGAGGUUCUUCAGUCCACGCAACGGUUCUUCUCUGAACAACAACAGAGCAAACAGAUAGGAGGCAAAGCCCAGAAAGUGGACAGUGAUUCCAGUAAACCUCCUGAAACACUGGCCGACCCACCUGGUGUCUGUCAGGAAAAAGUAGAAGAAAAGCCACCCCCUGCACCCACCAUAGCCACCAAACCUGUUAGAACUGGACCAAUCAAGCCUCAGGCGAUCAAAACAGAAGAAACAAAAUCUUAAAGGCUAUGGUUUAUUGCCGGGGCCGGGGGCCGGGGGCCAGGGGAGGGGAGCGGGGAAAGAGGGAGAACUGAGUCGGAUAAUGCCAGCAGCCAAAGGGGUAAAAUGGUCUGUGACAUUAUCCUGUCCAGAGCUUGGAGGUACACAGGGGACACAGGAGCAAUUCACACUGACACACAGCUGCUGCACCAGUAAAGUGAGGCUUUGCCGGCUCGCACCUGCUAUGUGGUGCACACUCGGUUGACCGCCGUGCAUCUUCGGUCAGAAUCUAUGUACAGAUAUGCACACGCAUCCCGUGAGUGCACAGAAUUUAGAACUGCAAUCCUUACGGUUAGAUGAAACACCAGAAGUAGAGGAAAAUAACCUGCAGAGGAACAGCUGAUGCCGAACAGCAGUGAUUCCAGCUAAUGUGUCAGGUGUGGUCUCUUUGCUCCCUGUGUGCUUUGGGUAUGGUUGUAGCAUUUGUGGGCUUGGUGGUCAAGAACUGAAGGUAACUGGUGCUGGAUAGAGGAGCCUUAUUUUUUAUUAUGGCAGCUUGCUAUUUUUGUAACCUUGUGAUUGAGUUGAACACAAUCAAAGUACAGUAACUGAUCUCCCCUUCUUCCUGGAUGAGUGAGUAGAUGAUGAAAUGUUGACGUCCACACCCUUGGACGUCCCCAAGAGGGCAGGGUUUGGCUAACCGCUUCUGUUUGAAAUGAUGCUGUUUUGGUUGUGGCCCGAAGCUUUGAAGUGCUACUUGGCGUCUCCUUUCUUCCACGGAGUUCUUACCGUUCAAACACGACAGAUUGGGUAAAAUACUAGUUAGAUUGAGUCUGGCUUGCCUCCACUCCAUCAUUUUUGUAUGAAUCCAAUGGGGUUUGUUGGGUUUUGGUGGGGUUUUUUUUUGUUUUUUUUUUUUUAACGGUUUUUUAGCUCAUGUUCAUCAAGAGCAGUGAAUACCUAGAACCGUGCCCUUAAUGACAGGAAAUCCUGUCUGAGAAGGUGCAUUUCUUUACCAGAGCUGUGUUGUACCACCCUUUGGGCCCUCUGCUGGAAAAGUAGAAUCAAGUCUCAAAUAAUGCCUUUUUAAAUUGUAUCCUCUAGUAUUCUAGAUGUAGGACAGUACUGUAUCAUACCUCUGUGAAUGUAAAAUACCUUGUACCUGCUUUAUGAUACGUAACAGUGACCGUGCUUUCUCAGAGCUGUUUUUAAUGACGUUAUUCUAGAAUGUUUUCUUUCCAGAUGAUGAUUGAGAAGCUAAUAAAAAAAAAAAAAAAUGGUGCCAGGUACCACAACAGUAACAGAACUUUGCUGUUUUCUGGGGUUUGUUUUUUUACCUGUUUUUUUUCUUUUUUAUUAAUGGAGCGUGCUGGAUGUGUCUAUAAUCUUGUGCAGAUGACCGCAGAACCUGGAAAGGCUGUUGCUGCUAUUGAUGCAUAACAUACUGCUAUUGGUCUUUUUAUAUAAAUAAAUAAAUAAAUAUAUAUAUAUAUAUACAUACAUAUACAUAUAUAUAUAUAUAAAUAAUUUGAAUUUUUGGAAACCUUAGCUGUGCUGUCAACUUUGGAAAAACUACCCCAGUCGUACCGUGUUGGGUUGGCAUUGUACAGAAAUUAACAGCCAUAUUGGUCUAGAAAUGUUAAACACAAUUUUUUCCAUUUGUACAGGGGUAACGCGCUGUAUUAAAUGUGUAAGGUCUUAUCUACAUGGGUUUGAUUACAGAAACUAAUAAAGUAUUCUCUAAAUAAUGAA